CGCAUGUUUUCGGAGAGUCUGGAGAGCGUUUCGCGGCCCGUCGGCCCCAGCCCGGGUCAGUUCGGUGCCGAACGCCGCGCAGUGUGUUUGUGGUUCGCGGCCCGCGGUUGUGUCACUCUCUCUAGUGCUGCCCUGAUGGCGGUGGCUCCCUGCUGCCAGCGCGGCUGGUUUCUGUUAGUGCUGGUGUCGCUGCUGACGCUGCUGGCCGGCCACCACCAGCAGGAGGAAGCGGCGGCCGGUGCGAUGGCCAGCAUCAUCUACGCCGGCUACGCGCUACCGAUGCCGCGCCACCGCACCUUCUACAACGCGGUCGGCGAGCGCAAGAUCGGCCCGAACCUGUACGAGGUGACGACGAUCGUCCAGGAGGACAUACUGCUGCGCAAGCAGUGCGAGUGUAUGCUGCGCCACCGGUGCCGGGUGCCCCGCAACAUCUUCUACCUCUCCAACCACGAUUGCCAUCACCGGGAAAAAGUGUGCUGCGAGCUGCUGGAGAAUGCGUACGAGUCCAACAGCGAGAAGCCGGCGGUCACCGGCACCACCACCACCGAUGGUGCUGGGUCGUUCGCUAGCGACAACGAAAUCUAACUCCCAAAGGAUGCACCCGCCACCAACCUGAGUGCUUCUCCCGGUCGAUGUCACCAAAGUCGAGGGAUGAGUUUUUGCAGAGAUGGCGCGUCGUCAGGAGACAGUCCUUGGCGCUGCCCUCGUUGAACAGCGUCUUCAGGCCCCAGGUCCACUCCUGCUCGGUGACGAUCCAGUUCAGCAGGUCUUCGGCGCGCAGUAUCACCUUGUCCGAGAUCGCCAGCACCUCGUCCUGCGGAAGAGAGAGUUAAUAAUUGUUAAUAAUGUUUACUCAAACUCAAAUAUUAACCCCGCUCCACUAUUAUUCGCCCACAGCAGCCCAAUAAAUCGAGUGACCCAACAUA
This is a messenger RNA of Anopheles cruzii, 926 nucleotides long. RefSeq lists its product as uncharacterized. NCBI's taxonomy places the organism in Eukaryota, Metazoa, Arthropoda, Insecta, Diptera, Culicidae. The transcript has 2 exons. The record is from RefSeq and is a predicted model, not a curated record. Bases 4 to 585 code for a protein of 193 amino acids.